CGUGAGGGUGAAAUGUACAUUUCAGACAACUUCAGACAUUCACUCCAUUUCAGGUUCUGAACCAUUGUCGACUAUUAUCUUGUCCGCGCUCCUGUGAAUCGGAUCGCCCCUCUAUAUUCUCCAUCACACCAGCCGCUCCUGUAAUACUAAUAGUGUCGCGUCGCUCUUCUUUUUUUCCGCCGCGCGACCUCUGAACCAGCCUGCGCCUUGUCUUGAGACCGAAUCAUUCACUGCCUGUUUGCGAAUUUGCACUCACUCAUGGCUUCCGUAAGUCUUUGAUGAUCUUCCCAUUUCUCACUUCUUCUUCCCUUCAUCCCCAUUGCUCUUAAUCAUCAUGGCAUCCAGAGGCUUCGCCCCAAUUGCGAUUCCGUCGAUUCUGACCCGUCAACAGCCACGACCGCAAUUCCCUAAUCAAGGAUAUCUACCCAACGGAACUGCAUCUGGUCCUACUCCAGGAGCGCAGGCCCUUCUUCCAAACAAUGGCCGUGUGAUCCAAGCUGGUGCCGUUCGUGUCCUAUGUAUUGCGGAUGUCAGAGGUAACCUCAAAUCUCUAAAUGACCUGGCAAGAACUGCAAGAGCCGACUACAUCCUUCACACCGGUGAUUUUGGAUUUUAUGACCACACUUCGCUGGAGAGAAUAGCUGAGAAGACUCUGAAACAUGUCGCCCAGUAUUCACCCUUAUUGAGUGAACAUGUCAAGAAACAGAUCACUCAGCCCGCGCCUCCUCGGCCGGUCAAACAAAUGUUCCCUCCAGAGCAGAUCCCUCUGUCCGAACUGCCUCUUCUCCUCAACAAGCAGAUAACUUUGGACGUGCCGGUCUACACUGUAUGGGGAGCCUGUGAAGAUGUGCGGGUCCUGGAGCGUUUCCGAUCAGGGGAGUACAAGGUGGACAACCUACACAUCAUCGACGAAGUCAAUUCCAGAUUACUUGACAUUGGUGGCGUGAAACUACGGUUGCUUGGAUUAGGUGGUGCGGUCGUAAUCCACAAGCUCUUCGACAACGGCGAGGGCAAGACAUACAUUGCUGGUGGUCAAGGAACGAUGUGGACAACGUUGCUGCAGAUCGGCUCUCUGAUUGACACCGCCAAUCGUGUCUAUGACCCUUCAGAAACCCGCAUCUUUCUUACGCAUGCGUCUCCGGCAAGAGAUGGUAUUCUCAACCAGCUAUCUGUUACCUUGAAGGCCGACUUCUCGAUUUCCGCGGGUCUACAUUUCAGAUAUGGCAGCUCCUACAACGAAUUCUCUGUCAACCCGUCUUUGGACCACUACCGUGGUAAGCUGGCCGCAUCCAAGGCAUCUUUCCAGGAUGUAUGGGAGACGGUGAAGAUCGACGUUGAACAGGCUAUUGAAUCCAAUGUCAAUCACAAACAACUCCUCCAUAGUGCGCUGGACAUAAUUGAAAAGAUGCCGAGCACUGCGAACGGAGGAAAUCCUUUCGGCGGUCCAGUCGGCGGCACUGCAGCAGGGCAGGUGGACGAGAGUGCCUUCAAGAAUAUGUGGAACUUCAACCUUGCGGAUGCCGCUUUUGGCUAUCUGGUCCUUGAAAUUGAGGGCGGUCGUAUUGGCACAGAGAUGCGUGCUCAGGGCUUCAACUUUGCGCAUCGCGGAAAGUCGCCAAACGCUCAAGCUUCUCAAGAGCCACCUGCACCUCCGGCUACCGUCAGCGCAGCGCAGGCACCACCAUUGACAGCACCAACCGGUCCAGCGCAGAAUCGUACACCGCAAUUCUCCGCGCCAACACAGCCAUUCCCUCAGCAAGCGAAAGCUGCUCAACAGCAAUCCCGACCCAACCAACCCGCCCAACAAGCACCGGCACCGGGUUCAAAGGCAGCCACGCCUCCUGUUGCGGUCUCACCUGCACCACCCGUGACUCAGGGCAAACCACUCACGCCACAGCCUUCGUCUGGUGCAGUUCCCACCACAUCUUCGUUCGAGGCCAAACCUGCCACCCCCGCCACCAAUGGCGCUGGUGGAGAUAAGGUAAGCGACAGCGAAACAUCAAAGGCUAAGCCUGCAACUCCUGCGGCAGAGCGCAAACCGCCGACUGCACUUUACGUAUCAUUCGUUGAUACGGAGCAGGCUGUCAAGGAUUGCUUUGCCGAGGAGGAUCGCGAGAAGAUCAAGAACAUUUUCCGCAUGGGCAACAAGUACAACAACUGGAGAGUCCAGUUUGACAACCACGAGGUUGCUCAGGGUGCUUUGACUCGUGCUCAGACCGAAGUCCAGAAGCACAAGGGCCCCAACGGCAAAUCUCCGAGAGUUGUAUUCUUUGAAGAGAAAGGCACAGGCUUCCAUCAGCACCAGCGCGACAGUCACAGCCAAGGCGGCGCCGGGACAUGGCAAGGCAGUGGCCGUGGAGCAUCGACUGCAACCAGCACGCCCCCAACUCGAGGAGGAUAUCAGAGUGGAGCAGCAAGUGACAGUGAAGGUGGACGAGGUAGAGGUGGGUUCCGGGGCCGGGGCCGUGGUCGUGGGGAUGAUCGCGGUGGUCGCGGUGGUCGCGGAGGACGAGGCGGCUUCCAGAAAGCGACAGAAGGCGCAUCGGACGCAAAACCAAGCGAGUCGAAGCCCAGCGAGACGAAGCCAGCAGCUGCCUCGGGAGAGAAUUGAGCAAAUCGACACUCGAAGUAGGCGUGUUUCACAUUCUGCUGAGCGAAGGAAACUUGUCGCAAAUUUUACAGCGACAGACGGAUUUGAGCAUCAUUGAGGCGCCAUGGGAAGGCCAAAAAUGGGAGGCUCUGGCUGGAAUCGAGAACCGGCUGACAUUCGACCUUGAGGAGGGAGAUUUGGCGGGUUCCUUCUACGGCUGAAGAUUCCCUUCACAUAUGUAUUUUACUCUUUUGUUAGAGAACAGAAAAAAAGUCAAUAGUGUGCUCAAGCCGAGAAAGUCAUCGAGAACAAAAGAUGGGUCAGGAUUUCUCUCUGCUUUGUUGCUGUGGAGCAGCAGAUUCUUUCUUUUCCCUCACCACUGCUCGCUACAAGAUGUGGGUGCUGGUGCUCGAGCAAGAGCAUCUGCGAACCUGAAAAUGACGUGUCGGGACUCUUGGUGCC
This is a messenger RNA of Exophiala viscosa, 3052 nucleotides long. RefSeq lists its product as uncharacterized. The transcript has 3 exons. The coding region runs from base 335 to 2611 and encodes 758 amino acids. NCBI's taxonomy places the organism in Eukaryota, Fungi, Ascomycota, Eurotiomycetes, Chaetothyriales, Herpotrichiellaceae. The record is from RefSeq and is a predicted model, not a curated record.